Messenger RNA from Euleptes europaea (tarantolino), 513 nucleotides. RefSeq names its product cathelicidin-2-like. Gene Ontology annotation, cellular component: extracellular region. Bases 1 to 513 code for a protein of 170 amino acids. Gene Ontology annotation, biological process: defense response. Gene Ontology annotation, molecular function: cysteine-type endopeptidase inhibitor activity. The transcript has 4 exons. The record is from RefSeq and is a predicted model, not a curated record. NCBI's taxonomy places the organism in Eukaryota, Metazoa, Chordata, Lepidosauria, Squamata, Sphaerodactylidae.
AUGGAUCUGCUCUUAGUGGGUGCCGUGUUGGUCUUUCUUGGGGUCUCCGGGUCAGCUUCUCCUCCCGCAGAAGGUUCCCCAGCCCCCCGAGAUGCAGCCAGGAUUGUGGUGGACAUGUACAACCAGGAAUCAGAAACACAAGCCGUCUUCAAGCUGCUGAAAUUCAGAAACACCCACAAAACGAGGUUUGACUGGGGCGUUCACUUCAGCUUGAAUUUCACCAUCAAAGAGACCAACUGUCGGAAAACGAUGACCAACUACAAGCCCGGAAACUGCAAGUACAAGCCUAACGGGGCAGUGAAUGAGUGUUCAGCCGAGGUCUCCUUCCUUAACUUCAUGCAAGACACUCCCCUGACCUCUGUCCAAUGCACACCCUUGCAGCGGGCCGGUGGCAAGAAGUCCAACUCCCCCUCCAGGCUCCAGGCGGUACCAUCCGUGCCCAGAAUACAUGUGGAACACUACAUGCCGUCAGCCUAUAUUACCGCCGCUCAGAUGGCAUUGGAUGUCGAGUGA